AUGUCGGCACCAUCAAUCCCCAACCUGCUCUCCUUGCGGGGCGGGGUAACCGGGCGAGGCCGGGGCCGGGCCCGAGGUGGCCUGGGCCGGGGUGGUACUCCGGGAUCCGGGCCCGGCCCCAGUCACGAUGCAACAAUACAGGGCACCGACACCGACGCAGCCGUCUCGCGUUUGAGCGCGGUGGAACUGGGCUAUCUAUCAGAUCCCUACGCCCGGCUCUUUGUGCAAGGCCCUGCUACUCGCCGUCUCCCCAUCAUCAAUAGAGGCACCUAUACGCGGACCACCGCUAUCGAUGCUCUCGUCGACCGCUUCCUCGCCUUCACCAGUCCAGAUGAGCCUAGGCAAAUCGUCUCCCUAGGCGCGGGCACUGAUACCCGCUGUCUGCGUCUCUUCGCUUCAGCCCAACACCACCGCAAUAUCAUCUAUCACGAAAUCGACUUUCCAGUAACCAUGGCCCGUAAACAAGCCCUCAUCAGCUCUACCCCUCUUCUACGGACGCUUCUAUCUACACCAGAACCGCUCUUCCCCGCCGCAUGGCACUCCCACUCACUCACCCCUCCUAACGACCAAAACGACAGCAACAACAGCAACAAAAACAACACCCUCACCCUCCACGGCCUCGACCUGCGCACCCUAACCACCUCCACCCCUCCCCUCCCCAACCUCCUCCCCACCGCCCCAACCCUCCUCCUCUCAGAAUGCUGCCUCUGCUACCUAGCCCCCUCCCACGCCAGCGCCGCGCUCUCCCACUUCAGCGCAUACCUCCCCGACCUCGCCCUCGUGCUGUACGAGCCGAUCCUGCCGCACGACGCCUUCGGCAAGACGAUGGCGUCCAACCUGGCGGCGCGCGGGAUCGACAUGCCGACGCUGGAGGCCUACCCCACGCCGGCCGACCAGGAGCGGCGGCUGCGCGAGGCCGGGUUUGUGGAGGUCCGCUCGCGGAGUGUGGAUGGAAUUUGGGAGGGCUGGGUCGGGGAGGAGGAGAAGGAACGGGUGGAUUCGUUGGAGGGCGGGUUGGAUGAGGUGGAGGAGUGGCGGUUGUUGGCGGGGCAUUAUAUUGUUGCUUGGGGAUGGAGGGGUGGGAAGGGGGAUUUGGAUGUUGAGGGUGGUGGCGUGGGUGGUGGAGGGUAG
Messenger RNA from Chaetomium globosum CBS 148.51, 1131 nucleotides. RefSeq lists its product as uncharacterized. Gene Ontology annotation, biological process: C-terminal protein methylation. The record is from RefSeq and is a predicted model, not a curated record. NCBI's taxonomy places the organism in Eukaryota, Fungi, Ascomycota, Sordariomycetes, Sordariales, Chaetomiaceae. Gene Ontology annotation, molecular function: protein C-terminal leucine carboxyl O-methyltransferase activity. The coding region runs from base 1 to 1131 and encodes 376 amino acids. The transcript has a single exon.